AUCAUCAACAGAUUAAUGAUGCAGCUGAUUAAAAUUAUUUUAUGCUGCUGUUGCGUAUUUACUGGUCACUUUUCAAAUGGAAGCAGCAUUAACAGUUCAGAAAUCAAAUCACACCUUAUCAAUCAUACGAUGGAAUUGAUUGAUAGAAGUUUUGCAAAUAAUUCUAACCCACUGAUAAUAUCUUCUGACUUGGUUGAUGACCAAGUGGCAAGCAAGAGUAUUGAUAAUGGAAGUCCGCUGAUUGUCAUAAAUCAUGAUCAGAGACGGAAGCAAAUCGAAGGAUAUCUUCUCAGCUAUCCUACGUACAUCCUCAGAUUUGAAUCUCUGCAGAAACUGGCACCACUUAUUUUUGGGUUCAUGGGCUCAACAAUCUGGAAUAUAAAGUCGCCAAUUUUCAUUCUUGACAUUUCUGGAGGGACGCAUGAUAGAAACGCUUCUAUGGUUCUUAGUUUCCUUGGAAGUAUCGAUAUAUUGGUAUCGUACUAUGUCUGUUAUGAUGACGACAAAGAUUCAACCAUGCUCUACACUCUGAACCCUUACACACAAUACGCUCCGUCACCUUGGAAUCAAGUUAAAUUUCCAAAUGCAAACAGCAGUAGUAAAACAAAGUCAGCACUAUACAGUCUGCAGUACCCCAAAGAUUUGAAGAACAAUUAUAAUAAUAUUCAUUUUGACAAAACUGAGCACUUAGAUGGUCAUGAAAUAAAAUUGUUGGCAUAUAUCAUUCAAAAAAAUGUACCCGAGCAGUACAAACAGAGACGUAUUAUUGAGUACAUGAAAUCUGUUGAAAAGUUCAAAGACAGCACAUUGAAUUCAUUAUCUGAUUAUAUGAAAGUAACAGCAUCACUUCAACUCUCCGAAAUAAAUUCUGAUUUUUUAAUUAUAGAUGGGGGUUUUGACAAGAAACUUUUCAAUCGUCAGUAUGAUGCAAAAAAUCGCAUGAACCAAUUAGCUGAUACAAAUCCUAGAUUUACUGAUUUUGUGACAGAGUAUCAUCAAAUGGACUUUUCAAUUCUGACGAAGAAAACAAAUUAUUUGACGGCAGUCACUGAAAUUCACAUAAAUUUUCAGUUUAUCCUCAUCACACUCUUGGUGUUGUUCUUGAUUGCACUAUUCAUAAUCAUGAACAAUAAAUUUAACGUAAGCAGAGGAAUCAUGGACAUUGUAAGUAUGUCACUGAACAUGGGGAUAAUAUCUCCAAUGGGACGUCUUUCGAUGAAGAUCAUUUAUUUCUUUGGAUUUUUAUUCAUUUUUGUGGUGAUGCCCGAAUUCCAAGGACAAAUUUCGGCCAUUCUAUCCCAACCUGCAAGACGCAAUGUCGAAACCCUAAAGGACUUAUUUGACAACAAAUACCACGUGUUUUACGAUGGGGCAUUGACACUCGACAUGAUUAACGAAAAAUUGUGGGUGACCGAAGAGGACCAGAAAUAUUUGCAUCCAUCGGGUCCUCAUGAUCGGUACAAAUGUAUGAUAGAGGCCCAACAAAAUUCGACCAUCGGUUGUAUUGACUUAACUGCAAACCAACUCCACGACGUCUUGAAGUUUCAAAAUCUUCAUGUGUCAAAGGAAGUCACGUUUAAGAAAUAUUUUGUGUAUUGGACAAAGAAGAACUGGGCGCUGAAGGACAAAAUUGAUAAAGUCCGUUCGAUACCGGUGGAAAUCGGAUUAAUUUACCAUAGCGAUGAAGAGAUAACAAAAAACCUAAGGAAAAAAAUAGAAAAGAUGGAGAAAAUCAAAGAAGCUGAAAAUUAUGAACGGAUCGACUUUGAUAACUUGGUGUUUUAUGUAAUUGUUUUUGCGUCUACUUUGCUGUGGAGCUUGGUCAUUUUUGGAAUUGAACUUCUUGUCUCCCACAUUCGCUGUAAAUAUCUAAGACGAGAAAAGGAGCAACGACUGUUCAUUGAGAGAUUGAGAGCACAACCACGGAAUAUUUUAUCCCCGGGUCGAAUAGUUCCGUCAACUUCUCGCGUGUGA
This is a messenger RNA of Cotesia congregata, 1974 nucleotides long. Lineage: Eukaryota; Metazoa; Arthropoda; Insecta; Hymenoptera; Braconidae. The record is from the annotation of a GenBank genome assembly.